AUGAAGACUAUGAACCUAAACACCAUUACAAUAUUGAUCAUUGCCACUGUGUUUUCUCUUUGGUGUUCAAGUUUUGAACGCUGCAUCGCCGCACGAAACAACCCUUUGAGGAAACUCAAAGCUGUUACUGCCUCUACCACUUUUAAUGUAUUAGAUUAUGGUGCUAAAGGUGAUGGACAUGCAGAUGACACAAAGGCCUUUGAAGACGCAUGGGUAGCUGCUUGUAAGGUGGAGGCCUCAACAAUGGUUGUUCCAUCUGGUUCUGUGUUUCUGGUGAAACCAAUCACUUUCUCAGGCCCUAAUUGUCAGCAAAAUAUUGUUUUUCAGUUGGAUGGCAAAAUCAUUGCACCUACAAGCCCUUCAGCUUGGGGCUCUGGUACCUUGGAAUGGCUUGAUUUCUCAAAGCUUAAUAAGAUUACAAUAAGAGGUAAAGGUGUCAUUGAUGGUCAAGGCUCUGCUUGGUGGAAUGGUGGAAAAAUGCCAAGCACAAAACCAACAGCACUUAGGUUCUAUGGAAGUGAUGGUGUAACAGUCACAGGCAUAACGAUUCAGAAUAGUCAACAAACCCAUCUUAAGUUUGACUCUUGCACAAAUGUUCAAGUUUUUGAUAUUAAUGUUUCAUCACCUGGUGAUAGCCCCAACACUGAUGGAAUCCACCUACAAAACUCCCAAGAUGUGGUCAUUUAUAGUAGCACACUUGCUUGUGGCGAUGACUGCGUCUCUGUACAAACUGGGUGUUCCAACGUAUAUAUACACACUGUCAAUUGUGGACCCGGUCAUGGUAUCAGCAUUGGAAGUCUCGGAAGAGAAAACACCAAAGCCUGUGUACGAAACGUCACCGUUCGAGAUGUUACCAUCAAAAAUACCUUAACUGGUGUCAGAAUCAAAACAUGGCAGGGUGGGUAUGGCUCAGUACAGAAUAUAAUGUUUUCGGGUGUUCAAGUUUCUGAGGUUGAAACUCCAAUUUCAAUUGACCAAUACUACUGUGAUGGUGGAAAGUGCAAGAAUGAAUCAUCAGCUGUGGCAGUGUCAGGCAUAAACUAUGUAAAUAUAAAGGGAACAUAUACUAAGGAGCCUGUUUAUUUCGCAUGCAGUGAUAGAUUCCCUUGUACUGGAAUAACAUUGAAUACCAUUCAGCUAGAAUCAGCUCAAGGAACUCAAAAUUCCAAUGUUCCUUUUUGUUGGGAAGCAUAUGGAGAGUUGAAAACUAAAACAGUUCCUCCAAUUCAAUGUCUAGAGAGUGGAAACCCAUCACACUCUGGAAUCCUUUCUAACAAAGAUUCUUGCUGA
Molecule: messenger RNA, 1290 nt
Organism: Abrus precatorius (Indian licorice)
Lineage: Eukaryota; Viridiplantae; Streptophyta; Magnoliopsida; Fabales; Fabaceae
Product: polygalacturonase At1g48100
Exons: 6
Coding region: 1-1290 (429 amino acids)
Biological process (GO): carbohydrate metabolic process
Molecular function (GO): polygalacturonase activity
Source: RefSeq, a predicted model, not a curated record